Prorocentrum cordatum is the source of this 619-nucleotide messenger RNA. Lineage: Eukaryota; Dinophyceae; Prorocentrales; Prorocentraceae. The record is from the annotation of a GenBank genome assembly.
GGUGGCACCAUGUCCAAUACGUGUCAAUGCUGGCAGGGCGAUAACCUGCAGUUUAGCACUGCGCAGCCGUUUCGGCCGAUGGGUGGGCGCAGGGUUGGCUCGUGAUUUGCUCGAUGCUUUGCCAUAUCACCACCGGCUUGUAGCCAGGCGCUGUAGAUGGCGGUAGCCGCCGGCAUUGGAGCUACCACCGCGGCUGGCGGGCUCAUGGGUGCCGCGGUGUACGUGUGCGGCUGCUGCGACCCGCUGUCGUGGAGGCGGGACGCGAAGGUGUUGCCUUCCAUCCCCGAGGACGCCGACUGGUGCGACAUUUUCUGCAAGGCGCGCUGCGCCCUCGGAGAGCACCGUCCCCAGCUGGGAGGUUCAGCCGCUUGCGGCACGUCCCGCCACUGUGCCAGGCCAUCAUUCCGGGUGGCGACUGUUCGAGGUGCUGGUGCUGGUUGCCAGAUUGCGAUGUUAAUGGCUUGAAUCCAGCUAGCGUUUUCCGCGAAUGGCUCGCCGUGCGUUCGAACAUUUGCAUUGAUUCAGUAGCUCGUUUCUGCGCAACAGGGACAUCUGUUGAGCCAGUUUCCCCAGACCUGUGGCGCAAAGCUGUGGCGUCAUUCUUCCCGGGUGCACGGGA